This is a messenger RNA of Alosa alosa (allis shad), 1862 nucleotides long. It is a transcript of the gene rxraa, whose product is annotated as retinoid X receptor, alpha a. The transcript has 12 exons. NCBI's taxonomy places the organism in Eukaryota, Metazoa, Chordata, Actinopteri, Clupeiformes, Clupeidae. Gene Ontology annotation, biological process: retinoic acid receptor signaling pathway; positive regulation of transcription by RNA polymerase II; response to retinoic acid. Gene Ontology annotation, molecular function: retinoic acid-responsive element binding; nuclear steroid receptor activity; zinc ion binding. Gene Ontology annotation, cellular component: nucleus; RNA polymerase II transcription regulator complex. The record is from RefSeq and is a predicted model, not a curated record. The coding region runs from base 215 to 1753 and encodes 512 amino acids.
ACUGAGCGAAUGAGAGGGAGCGCGCCAGAGAAAACCCCGAACAAACAGAAGUAGUGUCAUUAAGUGAAUUUUGUGACACCAUCCGCCGCGGCUUCACCAGACCGACACAAUAUAUCCACCGGAUCACUGUUUUACCGACAGCCAAGCCCACUUCGUGUCCAGCUCGAGAGCCUCAGAACGCGGUCGUGUCAGCGGGCAUGAGCUAACCCCAGACAUGGAAACCAAACCUUUCUUGUCAUUGGGGUUCCUGAAGCCUCAGUGCUCGCUGGCGCCCCCCCCACAGAGAGGCCGCUCCGAUGGCUGCACCUGCUUCAGUGGCAUGUGCCACCUCCACCAGCGACGCCUGUCCUCCGCGCCAUCAGUCUUCACAUCGAUGGAGGGCAUCACAUACAAGUCGUCGGGACCCGUGACAUCGUCGCCGCUGAACUCGCCCACGUCCCAUCGGGGCAUGCACCCGGCGCUGCUCAGCCCGUCCUCCAUGGGCCCGGGCCCACUGCACUCGCCCAUCAGCAGCCUGCCCUCGCCCAUGAAUGGCCUGGGCUCGCACUUUUCCGUCAUCAGCUCGCCCAUGGGCCCGCACACCAUGAGCUCGCCCAGCAUGGGCUACGGCUCCAGCAUCAGCCCGCAGCUGAACUCCCCGAUGAACUCAGUGAGCAGCUCAGAGGACAUCAAGCCUCCGGUAGGCCUGAACGGCGUGAUGAAGGUGCCUGCGCAGCCUUCCAACAACCCCCUGUCCCUCACCAAACACAUAUGUGCCAUCUGCGGAGAUCGCUCUUCAGGCAAACACUACGGGGUGUACAGCUGCGAGGGGUGUAAAGGCUUCUUCAAACGGACCGUGCGCAAGGACCUGACGUACACCUGCCGCGACAACAAGGACUGCACCAUCGACAAGCGCCAGCGCAACCGCUGCCAGUACUGCCGCUACCAGAAGUGCCUGGCCAUGGGCAUGAAGAGAGAAGUUUUGUUACAUGCAGCCGUCCAGGAGGAGCGUCAGCGGGCCAAGGACUGCAAGGAGAAUGAGGUGGAGUCCACCAGCAGCGCCAACGAGGACAUGCCCGUGGAGAAGAUUCUGGAAGCCGAGCUGGCCGUCGAGCCCAAGACCGAGACCUACAUCGAGACCAACCUCGGCAUGCCCUCCAACUCGCCCAACGACCCCGUCACCAACAUCUGCCAGGCGGCAGACAAGCAGCUGUUCACCCUGGUGGAGUGGGCCAAAAGGAUCCCCCACUUCUCCGAGCUGCCGCUCGACGACCAGGUCAUCCUGCUGAGAGCAGGCUGGAAUGAGCUCCUUAUUGCCUCCUUCUCGCACCGCUCCAUCGCGGUGAAGGACGGCAUCCUGCUGGCCACGGGUCUCCAUGUGCACCGCAACAGCGCCCACAGCGCCGGGGUGGGUGCCAUCUUUGACAGGGUGCUGACAGAGUUGGUCUCCAAGAUGCGGGACAUGCAGAUGGACAAGACUGAGCUUGGAUGCCUACGGGCCAUCGUCCUCUUCAACCCAGACUCCAAAGGACUGUCGAACCCUAGUGAGGUGGAGGCUCUCCGGGAGAAGGUCUACGCCUCCCUGGAGGCCUACUGCAAGCAGAAGUACCCCGAGCAGCCUGGGCGGUUUGCUAAGUUGCUCCUGCGUCUGCCAGCCCUGCGCUCCAUCGGCCUCAAGUGUCUGGAGCACCUGUUCUUCUUCAAGCUCAUCGGCGACACGCCCAUCGACACCUUCCUCAUGGAGAUGCUGGAGGCGCCGCACCAAAUGACAUAAUGACCUUUGACCUCGUCACUCUCACAACCUCUUACCCACAAAAUCCCUCCACCCUCACCCCCACCCCCGCCUCGUCCCGGCUCCGCCCCACCUGAGAGAGAAAGACUGA